CCCAGGCUUUACUUAGAUCAGAUCUGAAGCUGGAGUGUCUACCUUCACCGCUCUUGCUCCCAGCCCCCUCCCCCAACCUUGAGCAGCGGCGGCAAUGGCGGAGCUCGGCGGCAUGCUUGCCGCUGCCAUCCUCAAGGUGGUGAGCGACCAGAUUGGUUCGGCCAUCGGAGGUCAGAUCACCCUGCAGAAGAACUUCGACAAGGAUUUGAGGAAGAUGAAAAUGGCUCUGGAAUCUGCCGAGGCCUUGCUCAAGGUCGCCGAGAGGCGGUCCAUCACUGAUGAACCGACGCUUCUGUGGCUGAAGCGGCUCAAGGACGCCAUGUACGCCAUCUCGGACAUGAUUGAUGACUUCGAGGCCGAUACAGAACCAAUCACUCAGCCGUCUCCACGGAAGUUCUCAUUCAAAAAAUAUUUGGCAAUUAUGAUCCCGUGUCUCAUAGUUGGUCCCAAGAUUACAAUGGCCAACAAGAUGGAGACGGUGAGGGAGGAUCUGAAGGUGAUAACCGAUCAGCACAAGGAAUUCAGAUUAUGGGAAGACGCUAAUGCCAAUGAGCCAAAGGUUACCGAUAUACGGGAAACCACGUCAAUCAUGGAGACACAUGUUGUUGGGAGGGCCAUUGCGGAAGAGGAAAUAUUGGCUUCUUUAUCUGAGAACAUGCAAAACGAGAUCACAAUCCUUCCCAUAUGUGGAAUUGGAGGCCUUGGAAAGUCAACCUUGGCAAAAAUGGUUUACAAUAAUUCCAAAUUCAAAGAAUACUCUCAGGUGUGGGUUUAUGUGUCACAGAUAUUUGAUUUGAAGAAGAUUGGCAAUUCUAUAAUAUCACAACUAUCAAUGGAAGUGAAGGAGAGUGAGUACAGUACAAUGCAGAUGAUACACAAUUGUCUUCAAAAGCUCCUUGCUGACAAGAAGAUUCUUAUUGUUCUGGAUGACCUCUGGGAGGGUGAGCAAUUACAGCUGAAGAGUCUAAUCGAUAUGCUGCAGAUUGGGAAGGGCAGUAACGUGGUAGUCAUAGUAACCACACGUGAUGAUGUCAUUGCAGAAAAAUUUUGUACCAUCCAACCAUACAAAUUAGCACCAUUGAGUGAUGAAAUGUGCUGGUCUAUAAUAAAGCAAAAGAGUGCAUUUGAAUCUAGAGAUGACAAAGAACAAUUAGAGGAGAUAGGUAAGGUCAUCGCAAUGAAGUGUUGUGGUGUGGCUUUAGCAGCUAUCUCUCUUGGACACAUGAUGCAAUCUAUGAAACCAAGUGAAUGGGAAUCAGUGAGGGAUAGUAAUAUCUGGAAUGCAUCUUCUUCAAUAGAUCCAACUUCUUCGCAAGUGCUUGCAUCUCUGAAAUUGAGCUAUAGUUUUAUGCCUUCAUAUCUGAAGCUGUGCUUUGCUUACUGUGCAAUAUUUCCAAAAGGUCACAAGAUAGCAAAAGAUGAUCUUAUUCUCCAAUGGGUUUCUCUUGGGUUCUCUACGUGGGAGCUUGGUGAAAUAUACAUUAGUCAACUUUUGGGACUCUCUUUCCUUGAACAUUCCAAGUCACCAUCGACUAUCAAACUGUAUGAUGAAGAUAUUACAUUGUUCACCAUGCAUGAUCUGGUACAUGACUUAGCAAGAUUAGUAAUGGACGAUGAAAUCCUUGUCGCUGGCAAAGGUAGGAACACUAAGGGAAGCUGGUACCAUUAUGCAUUGCUUGAUGAUUGUACUAAGCCAUUGGACUUGGAGUCAUCUAAGAUAAGGGCACUGCGUUUUAUGGACUGUGACAAAACUGAACUUCAUUGUGUUGCAUUUUCAUCUGCCAAGUCCUUGCGCGUCCUUGACUUAAGCGAGUGCAUCAUACAUAAGUUGCCAGAUUCUAUUGGUGUAUUGAAGCAGCUGAGGUAUCUUAAUGCUCCUAGAGUCCAAGAUGCAGUCAUUCCGAAUGAUAUCAGCACGCUCUCAAAGUUAAUGUACCUCAACCUUCAUGGGUCUUCUAGAAUCUUGGCUUUGCCGAGAAUCCAUUGGAGAAAUUGA
Molecule: messenger RNA, 1996 nt
Organism: Lolium rigidum
Lineage: Eukaryota; Viridiplantae; Streptophyta; Magnoliopsida; Poales; Poaceae
Product: disease resistance protein RGA2-like
Exons: 3
Coding region: 95-1996 (633 amino acids)
Biological process (GO): defense response to other organism
Molecular function (GO): ADP binding
Source: RefSeq, a predicted model, not a curated record